Molecule: messenger RNA, 381 nt
Organism: Xyrichtys novacula (pearly razorfish)
Lineage: Eukaryota; Metazoa; Chordata; Actinopteri; Labriformes; Labridae
Source: the annotation of a GenBank genome assembly
AUGGAGUGCCAGCAUCUCCUCUUCAUAAAUACUUGUACAGUGGACUUCUACAAUAACGCUCUGGGCAGUAUCCUGGAUGUCCUGGAUGAGCCUGUCAGAGCCAGGAUGGUCACUUUCUCCUGGUCUGCCCUUUGGUUCACCAGCAAGCUGCAGAGAAUGAAGGCAGCUGGACGUGUCUCUGAGCGACGACACAAAUCUAGUGGUCUCACUGUUCACAGACUGGCUACCAAAAACACUAGAGGGCCUACUCAAAGUCCAUCAAAGAGGCACGGUCACGGUUCUUCUCUAUCAUCAUCCAAAAACAUCCUGGAAAUUCCAAGCAGCUUUUUUUCACCAUCCAUCACCUUCUCAAACCUCAGACCUCCUCACUCACAGGAAUAA